UAUAAAACUCAAAAUGCAGAUAAAGAUGGCAAUUAAGGCAGUUUAAUGCAGUGUUGCAACUUUAUUGCAACUCAGUAAAAUGUAAUGCCAUGUAACAGAAUAUGUUACAAAAUACAUUCUAAUGCAGGUAUUUAGUAUUUUGUACCAGUUACAUUUUCAAAGGGGGGUAUUUGCUUGUGACCUUGAUAAACAUAAUUAUUUAUUGUCACUCAUAAAUGAAUGGGUAAACCUAUUCCCCUUUCAUCUUGGGGAAGUUAGUUAACAAAGUCCACUUCCCGUUCAUAAUUCCCAAAGGAGCCACUACGCACUCACUCAGAUAGAGGAAAUUAAAAUGUGAUUACUCAAAUGAAUAAAAAAAAAGUUUAUAGUGUGUAAAAAUAAAAGUUAUUAGAGUGGACAGUAUAAUGUGUAACAAUUAAUUUCCUCUUUGUGUAAGUGACAGUAAACAGAGUUGCAAAGACAGCACUGACCUCUGUAUGUGUGUGUGUGAGUGAAAGACUAAGGGGUUUUCUCAGUUGGUUACCUGGCCUAUAUUCACUGGAGGGGGCGGAGGACUGAUGAAUAUAAGUCAACGGCUGGGACAUGACUGCACAAUCAUCCAGCUACCAGGAGCACAAAUUACAACUUAUCCAAACUGGGGAACAUCAUCAUCUGGACCUCAACAUGCAGUGCUUCUCACCAGCUCUCAAAUCAUUUCUCCGUCCUGCAGUCUCCCUGCUUUUGCCACUUCUUUUGAUUGGCUGGAUUGAAUAUGCAGUAGCAACUCCAGUGCACCGCUCUCAAAGCCAGCCACUGAGAAAUCCAGAGACCUACAAAGCUGUCAACAAAGUGGCGCAUGAGGCUCAAGACAGCAGCAUUGAUGACACCAGUUCAAGACUCAUUCCCAGGGUGGAUACUGAAGAGGAUCAUCUGAAGAUCUGCUGCCUCCAUGCUAAUAUCCUGGACUUCUACCUUCGCAACAUCCUUCCUCGCCAUGACAACAAGCAUCCACAUAUGCACCGGGUGAGGACCGAUUUGCGACGUGUCAGUGAGGACCUCAAGAAUCACGGCUGUAAUGUGACUCAUUAUCAUGACCAUCAACAUGCUGUACAGUUUCGGAAGAAGCUUGCUGAGAUGGGAGAAGAGCGAGGCAUUAACAAGGCAGUGGGAGAGAUCAACAUCCUCUUCUCAUAUCUGCAGGACUUCUGUGUUCUGCCCAAAAACCAGACUGCUGCACAAAGUCUGUAAAUCUCCAAAUUCUGACCGAACAACAACAUUUGGAUUUUAUUUAUUAUAUUUAUCUGUGUGUAUGUGAACCACUUUUAUACCGCUAUUUAUUUGCAAGCUGUGUAUUUAAACAGAUCUAUUUAUUGAUCAGUAAUAAUGCUCGAACAUUCGGGUGUUGACCAUGUAGCCAUGUUAUGGCUUAUGAAACAGUAUUUAAAAUUUAAUGUAUGACAAUGCACAAAAACACUGUGGUUAUUACUAAAUAAAGUUUUUCAUAUCAUAA
Molecule: messenger RNA, 1489 nt
Organism: Boleophthalmus pectinirostris (great blue-spotted mudskipper)
Lineage: Eukaryota; Metazoa; Chordata; Actinopteri; Gobiiformes; Gobiidae
Exons: 6
Coding region: 583-1227 (214 amino acids)
Cellular component (GO): extracellular region
Source: RefSeq, a predicted model, not a curated record